Balaenoptera ricei (Rice's whale) is the source of this 2363-nucleotide messenger RNA. It is a transcript of the gene ZNF567, whose product is annotated as zinc finger protein 567. Lineage: Eukaryota; Metazoa; Chordata; Mammalia; Artiodactyla; Balaenopteridae. The transcript has 6 exons. The coding region runs from base 231 to 2174 and encodes 647 amino acids. The record is from RefSeq and is a predicted model, not a curated record. Gene Ontology annotation, molecular function: DNA-binding transcription factor activity, RNA polymerase II-specific; RNA polymerase II cis-regulatory region sequence-specific DNA binding. Gene Ontology annotation, biological process: regulation of transcription by RNA polymerase II.
UGGGUCCUGCUGGCGCUGGGCAGGCUGGUGAUUGUGGUACCCGGUGGGGAUUGCUGAGCAGGGAGGUUGAUAGUCCCCAGCUGGAAUGGAUUGGGAGCUGGAAAAGAGAAGUCAGAAGUCAGGGACAAGAAGAGGCUAAGAUGACUGGUACCGUUAUAAUUUAGUGAACCGCCCCUUUUCUAAAGAGGAGCCCAAAGGAAGACCGGUCAUCUCUUGCAGAUCUCAAAACCAUGGCUCAGGGAUCAGUGUCAUUCAAAGAUGUGACUGUGGACUUUAGUCAGGAGGAGUGGCAGCACCUGGAUCCUGCUCAGAAGAUGCUAUACAUGGAUGUGAUGUUGGAAAACUAUUGCCACCUCGUUUCUGUGGGGUGUCACAUGACCAAGCCUGACGUGAUCCUCAAGUUGGAACGAGGAGAAGAGCCAUGGACAUCGUUUACAGGUCAUACCUGUUUAGAAGAAAAGUGGAAAGCUGAAGACUUUUUAGUGAAAUUCAAGGAACAACAAGAUAAGUUUUCUAGAUCAGUUGUAUUAAUCAACCACAAAAAACUGAUAAAGGAGAACAGUAGUGCAUAUGAAAAGACAUUUACUUUAAGCAAAAACCCUAUUAAUUCAAAAAACCUACCUCCUGAAUAUGACACUCAUGGAAAGAUUUUUAAAAAUGUUUCAGAAUUAAUCAUCAGUAAUCUAAGUCCUACAAGAAAGAGACUUAGUGAGCAUAAUGGAUAUGGGAAGUCACUCCUCAAUACUAAGCCAGAGACAGCUCACUCUGGAGUCAAAUCCCAUAAUCAACAUGGUAGGACUGUCAGUCAUAAUGAAAUGAUUAUGCAAUAUCAUGAGAUAGAAACUCCAGCACAGUCAUUUGGAUAUAAUGACUGUGAGAAAUCCUUCCUUAAAAAAGGAGGCCUAAUUACACAUAAUAGAGCUUACAGAAGGGAAAAACUAUCUGAAUAUAAUAAAAGGAGAAGAACAACCAAUAUUGAAAAAAAGCAUAUAUGCACUGAAUGUGGGAAGUCCUUCUGCAGGAAAUCAGUAUUGAUUCUGCAUCAGGGAAUUCACACAGAGGAGAAACCCUACCAAUGUCAUCAGUGUGGAAAUUCAUUUAGAAGGAAAUCAUAUCUCAUUGAUCAUCAGAGAACUCACACUGGAGAGAAACCCUUUGUUUGUAAUGAAUGUGGUAAGUCCUUCCGCCUAAAGACAGCCCUCACUGAUCAUCAGAGAACUCAUACAGGGGAGAAAUCAUAUGAAUGUCCACAAUGUAGGAAUGCCUUCAGAUUGAAGUCACACCUCAUUCGUCAUCAGAGAACUCACACAGGAGAGAAACCAUAUGAGUGUAAUGACUGUGGGAAGUCUUUCCGCCAGAAGACAACACUCUCCCUACAUCAGAGAAUUCAUACAGGAGAGAAACCCUAUAUUUGUAAAGAAUGUGGGAAGUCCUUUCACCAGAAGGCAAAUCUUACUGUACAUCAGAGAACUCAUACAGGGGAAAAGCCCUAUAUUUGUAAUGAAUGUGGGAAAUCCUUCUCCCAGAAGACAACCCUUGCUCUUCAUGAGAAGACUCAUAAUGAAGAGAAACCUUAUAUUUGUAAUGAGUGUGGAAAAUCCUUCCGCCAGAAGACAACCCUUGUGGCACAUCAGAGAACACAUACAGGGGAAAAAUCCUAUGAAUGUCCUCACUGUGGGAAGGCUUUUAGAAUGAAGUCAUACCUCAUUGAUCAUCACAGAACUCACACAGGAGAGAAACCAUAUGAAUGUAAUGAAUGUGGGAAAUCCUUCAGUCAGAAGACAAAUCUCAAUCUACAUCAGAGAAUUCAUACAGGAGAGAAACCCUAUAUUUGUAAUGAGUGUGGGAAGUCUUUUCGCCAGAAAGCAACCCUCACUGUACAUCAGAAAAUACAUACAGGGCAGAAAUCCUAUGAAUGUCCUCAGUGUGGGAAAGCCUUUAGCAGGAAAUCAUAUCUCAUUCAUCAUCAAAGAACUCAUACAGGAGAGAAACCAUACAAGUGUAAUGAAUGUGGGAAGUGCUUCCGCCAGAAGACAAAUCUCAUUGUACAUCAGAGAACUCACACAGGGGAGAAGCCUUAUAUUUGUAAUGAGUGUGGUAAGUCCUUCAGUUAUAAGAGAAACCUUAUUGUCCAUCAAAGAACUCACAAGGGAGAAAACAUAGUAAUGCAGUAAUAAAUGAUGUGAUUUCUUUGUGAAGCCUUUCUAAGUUAUUGUAAAACCUUAGUUUUUUUAAAAAGCAUGCUUAACAUGUGAAUAAAGUAAUUUUAAUCACAAAUGUAAUAAUUAUUAAUUUAAUGUACUAUACCACAUAACUAUUUAUCUACUGUUUACUAGCAUAUGAAAUGGAUAUGAUCAUUGAUA